AUGUCGAACGCUGCAACAGCAGGAACCGUCUCGACGGAGAACAAAGAGCCCGAAUUCCACGAGAGCACGCCCACGAACAUCACAGCUCAACUGGGAUCCCAGGUUUUCCUGCCCUGCAAAGUGAUCAACCUGGGGGACAGAUCGCUGGUGACUCCCGAAGUCCGCCUGACACGCAAAGUGUCGCGCGAGGUGCUCCGCUCUUCCCGAGCCGGACAAGAGGAAAUAGCGUCCCGCAAGUCGACCACGUCCCGCCCCGUCGUUCGGAACUACCCUCAUCCGUCCGGAAGCGUCAACGUUGUUUCCUGGCUUCGCAGCCGUGAUCAGCACAUCCUGGCUGUAGGAGAUUUCAAAUACGUCGCGGAUGACCGAUUCCGCGCUUUCUACUCCACGGUAACGGAAACGUGGAUGUUGCAAAUAAAGUACGUGAAGAAGAUGGACGCCGGGAGCUACGAGUGUCAGUUGCCUACGACUCCGAAAAAGAGCCACCGGUUGGAUGUCAACGUUAUCGUUCCCCAUGUUCAGAUUGUUGGCGGGCCGGAGAUCUACGUGAAAAGCGACAACAGGCUCAAUUUGCGCUGUCGGAUCACGAAGUGUAUUGAGCCCAUGGAACUAGUGGAGUGGUACAAAGAUACUCGACGGAUCAGCGUCACUUCCAACCGAUUGAGGAUCGUGUAUGACAAGCAGUUGUCGGAGGACGGAUCCGCCACCAGCACCCUGGAAAUAUCCAAAGCUGUCAAGUCCGAUUCCGGCGUCUACUCUUGCAAGCCGUCACACCUGGAGUCGUCCAACGUCACAGUCACUGUCGUCAAUGUACCCGCAUUUCCGCCUCGCGGCACGAAAUGCUCGCCAUAUCAAGACCUCGACGAAGGCCGUGUCAAGGGUCGGGUUAACUCCGCGUCGGGACGAGGAAUUGUUGCAAAUCCGGAUCGUCAGGGUUUCAUUUUCCGCUACCGUUCCUCCGGGAAAGAAUCAACGCUUUCCGAAAUCGUCUUCCAAGGCACGUUGCAGCGGGUGCCGCGGAAAAACGUGCUGGUGACGAUAUUACGAGACCCGGUGUGCCGCGAAGACGGAGAUUUUCAGCGAUGA
This is a messenger RNA of Notodromas monacha, 1086 nucleotides long. NCBI's taxonomy places the organism in Eukaryota, Metazoa, Arthropoda, Ostracoda, Podocopida, Cyprididae. The record is from the annotation of a GenBank genome assembly.